AUGACCACCACGACUAGAUCCACCGACAACGGCGACGAUGCCCCUGUCGCCGCAUCCUCGGAGCACGCGAGCACCGGCGACAAGCGCAAGAUCGAUAGUGGCUCAUCUCCUGCACCAAAGGCCCGCAAGAUUGACGACCAGAAGGAGCAGAAGACCUUGGAGGAAUCGUUUCAAGGGAGUGACAAAGACGACAAGAAGGACAAUGCCACGGCUGACAACGGAGAGCAACAAGCUCGACACGACGAUGACAGCCAUACAGCCAAGACUAAUAACGGCGAUAGCGCUGUCGAAAGUGGCGCACGUAAGGGCGAGACUCCAUCCAACAUCCUCGAAAAGGGCAUUAUCUACUUCUUCUUCCGUGGACGCGUAGGUAUAGACGAACCUCAGGCUGUUGACGACGUUGCCCGCAGCUACAUUAUCCUGCGUCCCGUGGACAGGGACGCCAAGCUUGGAGAGGGCGCAAUCGGCGAUGCGGGCAACAGCAGGCUGUGCGCUAUCCCAAAGAAAGUGCUCCCUCAAAGCGGUAGAGACCGAUGGAUUGCUUUUGUUGAGAAGACGGGCGCCUCUUUCGAAACGCUCAAGGACGAGUUUCUUGCAUCCAACGACUACGUAACCAAGACUGCUGGCACGAGACAUACACCUGCUGCCACCCCAAUUGGCGAGGGCGUCUACGCAAUUACUAGCACUGGCAGAGAGAACCACUUGGUGUAUUUUCUCACCCUUCCGCAAGAGUUGGGCGAGGUUCAGACGGAGAUUGGCCUCAAGGAGAAGGGUAGUUUCAUCAUGAGCACGCGUAACCCUCAGUAUCCCGCACCCAAGAACGCACAGCUACCCCAGGGCCCAGAAUACUCCAAAGAGAUACUGGAUGAGUUCCGGUCUCUGCGCUGGAUGGCGACUGUCCCCAAACAUCUCGACGUAGUCCAAACACAGUUUCUUCUCAUCGGCGAAUCCUCGGGCAUUGACAAGGCUGUACAGCCCGAUAAAAAGGAUGGAGAUAAGGAAGACCCCAUUGAAGAGAUGGAAAAGCUCGAAGACGAGGACACCAAAAGAAUGGAGCACCUAGGGAAAGAUGACUCUGAUGCCAUCUUCGCGGAUCUUGAAGUCCAAGCCAAAGAUUACCCGAAAUUGCAGACUACAUUUUGA
This is a messenger RNA of Phaeoacremonium minimum UCRPA7, 1143 nucleotides long. RefSeq lists its product as hypothetical. NCBI's taxonomy places the organism in Eukaryota, Fungi, Ascomycota, Sordariomycetes, Togniniales, Togniniaceae. The transcript is spliced from 3 exons. The record is from RefSeq and is a predicted model, not a curated record. The coding region runs from base 1 to 1143 and encodes 380 amino acids.